Messenger RNA from Rhagoletis zephyria (snowberry fruit fly), 813 nucleotides. The record is from RefSeq and is a predicted model, not a curated record. NCBI's taxonomy places the organism in Eukaryota, Metazoa, Arthropoda, Insecta, Diptera, Tephritidae.
AUGGGUUCCAACGCCGUCGACUCCAACGAGUACCAGAAGUUCCUCGACCAGGUGCAGUACACCGAAACGGGCGUCAAGCGCUACGAGUGGAUCUUCGGCGACGAGUACCUGAGCACCGGCGGCCUGCAGACGACCAAGGAGAUCGUCCCCCGGCUGGAGCUGAAGCCCGGCCAGCGCGUCCUGGACAUCGGCUCCGGCCUCGGUGGCCACGACUUCUACAUGGCCGCCGAGUACGGCGUCUACAUCGACGCCGUCGACCUGAGCAAGAACAUGAUGGACAUAGCGAUGGCCUACCACGCCCAGAAACCGGCCAUCAAGGACCGCAUCAACUUCCGCCUCUGCGACGUCAUGACCACCGACUUUCCCGAGGCCUACUACGACGUGGUGUACAGCCGCGAUGCGCUGCUGCACAUCAAGGACAAGCCCGCCCUCUUCGCCAAGUUCUUCAAGUGGCUGAAGCCUGGUGGGCGUGUCGUCUUCACCGACUACAUUCGAGGCGAUGGGCAGCUCAGUGAGGAGUUCCUCGAGUACAUGCGCCAGCGGGAUUACACGCUCUUCACCCGCCAGCAGUACCUGGACUGCUUCAAGGGAGCCGGCUUUGAGCGGAUUGUCGUGGAUGAGAUCAAGGACAAGUUUGUGGCCUCGUUGCAGAGGGAGCUGAAGCAGCUGCGCGAUGGGCGAGCCGACUUUCUGAGCAAGUUCAGCCAGAAGGACUACGAUGACCUGGAGCAGGGCUGGCUGGCGAAGAUUAAGCGAGCGGCGGAUAAUGACCAGUCGUGGGUGCUGGCCGCAGGGUUUAAGCCUGCCAACUGA